AGUUAGCAAUAUUCCAACAUGGCGGUUCAGAGUGAGGGUGGGGGUAAAGACGAUUUGAAAACGCACUUUGCAACACGAGAAGGAGAGUACAAAUUGAUGCCUUUAUCGGAGUAUUCAAAGCCAACGAGAGUGGCCUAUAACGGACAAGCCAAUCCACCUGUCAAAGUAUCUUUCGUGAGAGUCGACGAUGGUUCAUCUUCGCCAGACAGGCUGUGUUUUAAUGUCGGCAGAGAACUAUACGUGUAUGUUUACAAGGGUGUUCGCAAGGUAAACGACUUAUUUCAGGCAGCAGACCUGACCAAACCAGUUGACAAGAGAAUAUAUAAGGGAACAUUUCCCACAUGCCACGACUUUAAUACAGCUACCGUUUCAAGUGACAGCGUCCUUUUAUUAGUGGGUUUUACCCUUGGUCAAGUUCAGCUCAUAGACCCGAUCAAGAAAGAAAUAAGCAAACUGUACAAUGAAGAAAGGUUGAUAGACAAGACGAAGGUUACAUGCAUCAAGUGGGUCCCAGGUUCACACAACCAAUUCCUGGUUGCACACAGCAGUGGUCAGAUGUACCUUUACAAUGAAGAGCUACCUAGUGGCCAGACACCUCCUCACUACCAGCCCUUCAAACAUGGUGAAGGUUUUUCUAUCUUCACCUGUAAAACCAAGAGCACCCGCAAUCCCAUGUAUCGGUGGGUGAUUGGACAGGGAGCAAUCAAUGAAUUUGCCUUCUCACCCUGUUUGCGUUACCUGGCUGUAGUAAGUCAGGAUGGACAUAUGCGUGUGUUUAACUACAACUCGAUGGAACUUGUAGGGACCAUGAGGAGCUACUUUGGUGGACUGUUGUGUGUUUGCUGGUCACCAGAUGGGAAAUACAUUGUGACUGGGGGAGAAGACGAUUUGGUGACAGUCUGGUCAUUCCAUGAGAAGCGUGUUAUUUGUCGUGGCCAUGGACAUCGCUCCUGGGUAAAUGUGGUUGCAUUUGAUGUGCACACUUGUUUGGUCUGUGAUGAAGAAAACUGUGAAUAUGUCAGCAGGGACGUGGAAAGUGUUGCAAUGCAUAAUCAUCUGCAGCAACCCAAUGCAAAUCAUGUAAGCAACAGCAGUGUUAACAGUGGACUUGGAGGGAUCAAAGUGCGUGAUGCCCGUUCAGACUCCUCACAGCAGAAUGGUUCACAUUUAAACUCUAAUCGAAACUCUACAGAGAUUCCUGUUUCGGCAGGUGUGCAUUACACAUCUUACCGCUUUGGUUCUGUUGGACAAGACACAGACCUGUGCUUGUGGGAACUCACAGAAGAUGUAGUUAAACAGCCUUGUGGAAAGAUCCGAACUCCUGGUGGCUUGGGAGCAAAUACUGCAGCCAGCGGUGGAGCCAUUCCUCGUUCCAACAGUGUACCAAACAAUGCCCAGAAAAUAAAUUCUGUAGGCAAUGAUGUUGGGCAUCAUCAUACCCCUGAGGGCACUACACAUCCUAUUCAAAGUGCAGUCUUAAAUGCCACAAAUAAAUUUGCAACACUGUCUGUAGCAGACAGGAAGGAGAGUCAAGAUAAAAAGGAACACAAAAGAAACUUCAGUUUGGCUAGUCGAAACAGCGACCGAGUAGGAUUGCUAUCCAAGUCAAACCAUGUAAAGCCUGUAGAUGAUGCUGUGAAACUUUAUGGGACCCCAGCAUGUCCUCGUUUAGAUGAGGUCCCAGUGCUAGAACCUCUGGUUUGUAAAAAGAUUGCGCAUGAAAGACUGACUUCUAUAGUGUUUCGAGAAGAGUGCGUAGUCACUGCCUGUCAAGAAGGUCUAGUCUACACAUGGGCGCGCCCAGGAAUUAUGGCUCAUGAAUUAAUGGAUUGAUACUGUGAUGGCAAGCGGCCACAAAUGAUGACUGGAAAAGUAGGCAGAAGGACAGAAGCCAUUCAGAAAAUAUAUGUAAAGUAUCUAACAAUCCAGUGUAAAGUGACUCUUUUAAAGUUCUUUUGAGGCUUCUUCUCAGGUGAUCCUGGAGAUGGAUAAUGUCAUGUUAUUGAUUGUGUACAGUCCUGUGGAUUAUUCCCAGGUUAAGUCGUACAUGCCCUGGAGUCGUCAGUGUGUCUGGGGUGUUGUAGGGUUCACAGCGAUUGUGGUUGUGCUCUUGGCAAAUCGUAAAUAGGUGGUUGUGUUACUGAUCAGCAGUUUAGACCAGUUUUAUUUUAUAGGAUGGCAAAUCUUCUGUGAGAUCCAUCCACAAACUAGAUGCUAGAUACAGUCAAAGGGGAACCUUCAGAGAAAGGCAGGGAUGGAGGGUUAGGAAGGAGGCAUUUUUGAGAUCAUGUGAUAGUGAAGAAUGUUUCAGGUAUUGGAACUCUUGAUUUUAUAAGCUAUUGCUUGAUGCCAAAGCACAGACACAGAACUUAUUUGUGGAUCCACUACCACCACCACCCUCACCCCCACUUUUCCGGGUUCUUUCCCAGGGUUUACUUGCACCAGUUAUUCUUCAUGUCAUUUUUGUUGUGUCUGUUGGUUCGGAGCUAAAAGAAUUUUCCACCCAUGUUUAUAAAUUUGUCUUUUAUUAGAUCUUUUUGAUGUUUUAUUUUUGCUUGGGUUUCUUUUCCUGUCCUUUUUUUAUGUUGAUGGAAUACAAGUUGAAUAGAUAUAGCAUGUAAACAGUUGUCAAUUUUAAAAUUUAAUUCUUCAAAUUUUUCUUCUACACUGAAUAAACAUAAAGCUCAUCAUACACCAUUUAUAGAAGAGAGUACUUUCCAGGAUGUUUGACUUUUACGAGAUUAUAGUAUAUUGGAAAUGAGGAAUGAGCUUCAGGGUUUCUGCUAAGGCUAAAUUCUUUGGGGUCCCAGGGACCUUCUUCAGAUUUUUAGGGGGUCCCUGUUCUUCGCCCAAAUUUGAAGGGGACCCCAUUGACGAAAAUUGAAGGGGUCCUCCGAACUUUUAAUGCGUACUGUACGCAAUUUUUUGCGUAAGCAGAAGCCCUGAGCUUAUACAGUAUGGGCAAACCAUGACCCUCAGAUUCUCAUUUGUUAUUGAUGGUGACAGGGAUUUUUAAAUUUAGGCCUCACAUAGAUAGUACCACAGCAUAUUUCUUCAAGUUCCUUGGCAGUCUUCAGAUAGUUCAGUUUGACACUUAGUUGUUACAAAUCCUAGCUGAAAAUGGCAGACACAGCAUAGACAGCCCAUUGUCAGAAUAUACUUAGAAUUUUGUUAGAUAUAUGAAGACUUACACAAUAUUUUUUAAGGGAAUUGUAGGUUUAUAUAAUUUACUUUGUCAUCUUUCUACAACAAAAAAGAGAUAACAAAUUUGUCAGGCAGUAUCAGCUACAAAGAAAUAUAACACUGUAAUAUGGAAGUCUGUGAUCUCCUUUGCCCAUUCUUUCAGUGGUUUGCUCAUAUAUGGUGAUGGUUUCUUUUUAAGUGGUAUUGCUAAUGAUUACUUAGAUCACAAAAUCCAGUCCAUGCAUGUGAAGAUAUGAGCAUCUAUGUACAUGCUUGCACUGACUGCUAGAGCUGCAUAGAAUAAUGCUGGAUGAAGUAUUUAGAUGAUGGUGUUUUUUGGUUCACUAUUCCUCUGCCCUUACAAAUACUUUGAUCUUUUCAAAAUAAGGAUAAAGAAAGCAGUUGCAAAAGAGAAUGCUAAUAUGUUAGUAAAUACAAUAAUAGGUGUGAAAAUGUCUUAACAUUCAAGCAGUUACUCUUUUUUUUUGUGGGGCCAGGAGGGGGUCCAUAGAAUAACACUGUUUUUAAGAUGUCUGCCCUAGAAAUAAAGCUGGGUUUUUUUUGGAUUAUUUGUUGUUUAGUUCUUUAAGUUUCUUUUCAGAAAUCUUCAUUAUUUAUGAAGGUUACAAAAAGUUUUGAUUUGCUUUGAUUUCUUAUCUCAUAAUUUUUUUUUUUUAACAAGAAAUGAUAAAACCAGGGAAGUACAUGACCCAAGCAUGUUGAUGAACAAUCAAGACAGCACUAAAAUCAGUACAUUUGAAACAGAGUUUUAAAACAUAAGGGAUAGUGCUGACACUGGCAUAUUGAUCUCUGGAUUCCUCAAGUUGUUUUUGUCACUGUGUUUUGCUCAUGAUUGCCAAGCAUGAUUGCACGCCCAUAUUAUUUUACAGUUAGUGAUGUGUUUUAAAUAUGCCAUAAGUAUAUCAAAGUUCUGACUACCAGAUAUAGAACUCCUGUGAUUGUUGUUUUAAAAUAAAUUAUUUCAGAAUGGGAUCAUGCCUUAGUUUGUAACGUUUUAUUUAUGCAGCAUGAAUGGAAAGUUGUGGGAGUUUGCAGCAGUUAUGAUCAUCAUUAUUGUUGUCUUUGUCAAGCUUUUUGAAACUCUGAUCUUACAUUAGAAAUAGAGAUUUUCAUUAGGCAUAGAGGUUUGCAUGGAUAUGUGUGUGAUGGUGGGGAUUUUCUAUACAGUAUCCAUGUAAAUAAGGAUAUGGUAUCUUUUCAGCACAUGAAUUUUCUCCUCAAAAAUGAGUAGGUGAAAAGGGAAAAAAUGAGUUAUUUAAAAGUGAUUUGGACUGGAUUGCUUGAAUGUAAUAGUACCUUGAUUGUGAUUUUGUUUUUAAUUUCUUUUUUUGCCAUUUUCCAGGGACAGUUCUUUCACUUUUAUCAAGUGACUGUUGUGUUUCUGAAUGUGCAUGUUAAAACCCUAUGUGUUUAUGCUGAUAAUUUUUUUUAAAAGUCUUAAAAGUCUAGUUAAAAGUCUUAAAGGUGCUGUUUUUGAACUGUAAAUGUGUUCCUUAAGCAAUUGUAUUAAGCCAGUGAAACCAUUGUGCCAUAUUGAAAUCUUUGUGAGAGCUUUGAGCAUUUCCACAUUUCCACUGUAUAAGUUUAUUUAGCUUUCUCCUGACAAUAAAUCACUACAGUUCAAAAACACAAAAAGAAGAUUGGUUAAAUAGAAAGCCUUAAAAUUCAGCUGUGCUUAUCUGAUGACAUGACAAUUUCACUCUGCCACAUAUUUUGAUUAUGGUCCAGUGGAAAUAUGAUCAACAUGAAAUUCUAUCUGAUGUUUGUUCUCUAAAUGGUAAGAGAUGAAAUCUCAAUUAGUGUCCUCAGGACAAAGUAAGCAUUUGAACAUGUUUAAACUGAAAAUAUGAGGUUGGUAAAAUUGAUAACUUUUCUGAUUAGACAGGUUUUAAGAACAUGUUUGCAAUAAACUAAACCAAAAAGUCCUGUUAACCUAGUUUCCUGCACAAGUUUUCACACAUAGAGUCAUAACUUUUUGCUCUCUUGCUGAUAGACAAAGAACCAAGCAAUUCAAUUACUUUCUUCUUUUUUUUAUUCAGCAUAGCUAUUUAUUGGUUGAGUGAGGUUUUCUUCUUUUUCCUUAAAGAUCGUCAUUAAGCAGCUUGUUAACUGAAUCAUCAUUAUGUGAUUCACUUUUAUACAUAUAUUUUGGUUUCAGCAUCUUCAUUUUUUUUUUUUUUAAGUUGUGGGCAACUUAAGUAGCCAAUAUUUUUCAGCAUCAUUUCAGAUGUAUCAAAUGUUUUGGCAGUUGAGUACAUUAACUGCUUUUGAGAGCUUCACGACAACUUAAACGUGGCACUGAAAAGUCUGUUACGCAUAAAACAAAAGAGCAUCACAUUAAAGAUAAUAAAUUGGGGGGGAGUUGGGGGUGAGUGGAAAUGUAAUUUCUUUUUCUUAGAGUCCUCCAACAUCUUUUUGGUGUUUUUCAUGUCUUUAAAAGCAUGUGUUGCUCUCGGUAUCUGGUUAAAUUUGAAAUAUAUUGUUUUGUGUCUGCUGGAUAGAUGACUUUGUUUUAGUACCAAAAUCAGCUUCAAGGAGCUGCUUUGAAACCAGCUAAUAGUAAUAGCAUCAUUUUAAAAAUGGUAGACUUGCUUUGCUAGCUAGUUUUUUUGCAAGUUUUGCCUUAUGAGGUAGAAUUAUUUUUGAGUUUAAGUAAUGAUUCAAAAAUUGUUCUUUGGAGGUGUGAGCAUUUAUACUUGUGCGUGAAAACAUGCCCACAUAUAUUAUAGUCUGAACUGUCUAAAGCAAGUGUGUGAGUUAAAGAGUGUUUUUUUUUUUUCCUAAUUAUUCAGUGAUGCUGAGUGCAAGAUACUAUUUUCACAAAUCUGGUUAAGCUUCUUUUAUACUUGAGACACAUGCCUACAAACUUAACCAUGCACAGAAAGAGCUGGAAACGUAUGUUAAUUAGGCAUAUCAUGAUGUGUAGGUAUAUUUCUUGAAUAUUUUCCAAGGGUUAGUGUUUGAGAAAUAACAUCUUGUAUUUUACCCAUUAAUUAGAAAACAGUUUUUGCACUCCACUCAUUCUGUAAGAAGGAUAUAUGUCGUUUUCAUAUGUGCCAUGAUGAGCCUUGAAUCAGUGGGUGUUAACAGGUGUCUAUGUGUAUUUCUGUAGCUUUCUCCCUGCAUAUAACAAAUGCUUUUGCACAAAGAAUGAACACACAGAUCCUGAAACAGUUGACUGAACAUCCUCUUCAGUUUUUCUUGAUACAGUGACAAAUCAGUUCAGAUUUUUAGGUUGACUACUUAAAAUGUAUUUUAUCUUUCCAUGUUUGUUUUUUAAUGGAAGAGGACACAUAAAUUACUACAAAUCUCAAGAAACUCAAGGGAGAAAUAAUAUUUAUUUGUAAUUAGAAGAAAAAUGUUUUGACUAGUUUGCUAGAUUUAAUAAAAAAACCUAUAUGCAAAGAAUCUUUCACAGAAAAAAUUAGGAAUAAAAUAUAAUAAUCAAAACAAAUGAGUCUGGUUCAAAUCGGUUAAUCAGAAGUAAUUAUGCAUAAGUAGUGUGUAUCUCUUAUUUACUUCGGAUUUUGUUGGCAGUUUUAUUUUUGAGCAAUACUGUCCUAUGAUUUUGUUUCAACCCCUCACUUUUCUACUAUAUAUUUUAGCAGAAAAUGUUAUAAAGGCUGCUGACAAAUGCAUCUUUCAUUAACAAGUUCUUGAUGUUUUUUCUUAUUUCAAUUUGCUUUGACACUUAAUCUAAUGAUUAUUAUCUGGUGUAACAUUGUCUGUGAUGCUUGUUCUUGAUCAGUUAAAAGAUAGAAUGUCUAAAAUCAUGAAGACCUUAAAGCUCUUUGCAUAGGUAAUGCACACUGACACAUGCACAAAAAUAACUAGGAAUUAUGAAUGAAUGAGACAUCUAGCUGGUUGUCAAAGCAUGCCUCUAACAGCAUGAAGCAGUUUAGUUUUUUAUUUUUUGUCCUGUAUAUCUAAAUAAUCGUCUUGAUCUUUUGUGUUAUCAAUAUUUUGCCCCUUAUCUAAUGAUAACUUUCGGUAAGUGCUUUCUUAAGGACUUUAAAAACUGAGGUUAAAAAAGAGCUAGACAUCAGAGCCUACACUCAUGAGCCAUUGGGGGUAUGGGGGCAUGAAUCCAGCUCAGUCUGCUGGUGAGCUUUCUGCUAUAAGCAUGAUCUUGUGUUUGUUACUGUUGCAUUUGACUAGGAAAAAAAUCUUAGCAUAUGUGUAAACUCUCACAAUAAGAACAUUAAUCUUUGGUCAAGGCAGCAUUACAUGCAAGUGCAAUGUACACAUAGUUUUGCAUGAAUAUAAAUCUAUAUGAAUUCUAAAUUUAAAAAAAUUCUCUUGUUCUAAGAAUUUAUCUUUUUGAUAGUACCAUAAAAAAAUUAAAUUUUAAAGAAAAAAUGCAAUGUACACAUAGUUUUGCAUGAAUAUAAAUUUACAUGAAUUCUAAAUUGCUAUUUAAAAGAAAAAGUUAAUAUUUUUUCCAAGUUUAUCUUAGGAAAUUCUGCAUAGAGAAUAAAAGAAAAAUCUAUUGCAUGUUUUAUACUUUUCUUUAGCUACACUGAAAAAAAAUCAGGAUAUGCAUUUCAGGUAUUGCAUGUAAUCUGAUUGCUGUCACAAGUACAACAUUAAUUGUGUGAAAUUUAUUCUUAAUACAUUUUUGUGCAAGCAUCUUUAGGAGUGUCCAUGGGGAUAGAUGCUUUCCUAAUUGUUCAGCUUGGCUUAAAUUUUGUUUACUAUUUUCACUGCCAUAAGACUUUCGUUGUUUUAGAACUACUGUAUGAGCUCAGUUUUUGAUUGAUGUUGUGAAUGAUCCUUUAUUUUUUGGCAAUGUAAAUUAGCAAGUCAUUUCAAAUUGUCAACUUAAAUCCUAGAAUUUGUUCUGUCAGUGUACAAAAAAUAUUUGUGCAAUGCUUGUUUUCCCCUCCCUUUUAGUUUACAAAAAAAUAAAAUGAACGUUAGAAUGGACAGCAUAUGUUGAAAAUGUCUGAACAUGGGGCAUGUAAUGGUUCAUUGCAUUUUUGAUAAACUGUUAUUUUAUUCAUCAUCAUCAUGAUAAAGUGGUCAGUCAUAUAUAUAACAGUUUACAUAAAGCAAGAGUGACAGCUAACAUGUUGAAGUUAUAAGGAUAAAACAUAUGGGAAAAGCAUGUGUGAAUAUGACAAUGCAUGAAGUAAUAAUGAUAAAUGAUAACAAAGACCACAAGACAUGACAUUUCCUAAAUCUUGGUCACUUGAGUAAUUUUCUCAUCUGUGAUACAAUAUGUGUAUCGUAUGGUUAUUGCUGUCAGUGAUAUAUGUUUAGAGAAAUAAUAUAUGUUGUGUCAACUGAAAGAACACAACACUAUGUACAUGUUGAUUGAAAUGUGUUUCUUUGUGCUUGUUAAAGCUUGCAUGGAUUUGUCUGUGAUUAUUUACAGCAUCAUGAUGUUGCAUAAUAUGUGUGACAAAGUGUUUGUGUGUGCAUGCAUGCGUGUGUGCGUAUUGUUUUUUAAAGUCCAAAUUUGCAAGAGAUUGAAUGGCCGCAUUUUAAAAGAGUACAGAUUAAGUUCAGGCAAAUUUGGCAUAUAUCUCAUUAUAUGUACCACUGAGUAAUCCUUGUUGGCAAGAUUUGUAGCUUCUUGUAAGAAAAGAAAAUAAAGCCAUUAUCAGUAGA
Messenger RNA from Pomacea canaliculata, 8817 nucleotides. Its product is annotated as WD repeat-containing protein 20-like. The record is from RefSeq and is a predicted model, not a curated record. The transcript is spliced from 4 exons. The coding region runs from base 19 to 1833 and encodes 604 amino acids. Lineage: Eukaryota; Metazoa; Mollusca; Gastropoda; Architaenioglossa; Ampullariidae. Gene Ontology annotation, molecular function: protein binding.